UUAAGAAUCGGAGUCAGGCAUCGCCCACCGGAUGUGCCCGAGGGCCUCCGCGUGGGGGGCUGCGUGGGGAGCCGUGGACAUGUCCGUGCUUGGGCGCCUGGGGGCCCUGCGGACGCGGAUAGGAUUUUUACCAAAUAUAUUUAAAGUGUUGUCUCACCGGCCAUCAGAAUUCAGAGCCUUCUCUGCUUGUUACAACGCCAUCUACAACAAAGAAACAGGCCAGCUCAGCAAAACUGACAAGGAACUCAUCAUUGUGGUGACCAGCCUGCCUGGAAAAUGCCUAUAUAAUGUGGUUGUCCAUAGUGCCCUGUAUAGGGUCUACUCUAAAGAUCCAGUGCUCUCUGACCAGGUUUGUAUAAAUUGGAGAAAGUCUGAUCUCCCUGCUCGAGAAAAAGCAAUGCUGGAAUUUGCACUUGCUGUUACCCAAGUUGAAGAGAUAACAGAUGACCAUUUCACAAAGCUUCAAGUACAUGGUUUCAGUCGAGAAGAUGCCUGGGACAUAGCCACCAUUGCAGCUUUUUAUGCCAUGGCCAAUCGCCUUGCACAUUUUAUCAGUAUCAUUCCCAACAGAGAAUUCUAUACCGUGGGCAGAACCAGCAGUGCCAACAACAAGAAGAAUGAACUUGAUUCUCCUCAGGCAUAAAGGCCUAACAGGAAAGGCCCAUGUUUAUCAUGUCAUUUAUGUUUCCUUUUGAGAGAGUUUAGCUUUUUUUUUUUCAAUCUAGUUAUUAGAUAGAGAAAAAAGUAAGUAAAUCUGUUCCCUGCCUGUUUGAUGAGAUAAAUCAUAAAUGUAGGUCUCUAGGACGUGUGACACUUGACAAUGAGGUAUACAUUUCAGAAAACUUGCUAAUUAUUUACUUGCAUGUAAUCUGAAAGUACUAUCUUGGAAGUCAGAUGUGGUGGUUUACGCCUUUAAUCCCAGCACUUGGGAGGUAGAGGUAGGAGGAUUGCUGUUUGAGACCACCCUGAGACUACAUAGUGAAUGACAGGUCAGCCUGGGCUGGAGCAAGACCCUACCUCAAAAAUAAAUAAAUAAAUGAAAUGAAAGUACCACCUUGGAAAGGAAUUUGAAGAUGCUUUAAAUUCAGGAAUAUCUUACCUGUGGCCCAUAGGCUUCAUGCAUCCCAAGGUGGUUAUAAAUGUAUCCUAUAUAUGUGCAAAUGGCAAGAUGAUGUCUCAGUGUCAAAAGGUUGGACAUCCCUGCUUAGGUAUUUCUGUUGAAUGGAUUGAAUUUCAGCUACUAAACUUAAAAAUACUCUAUGGGCUGGAGAGAUGGCUUAGCAGUUAAGCGCUUGCCUGUGAAGCCUAAGGACCACGGUUCAAGGCUCGGUUCCCCAGGUCCCACAUUAGCCAGAUGCACAAGGGGGCGCA
Molecule: messenger RNA, 1371 nt
Organism: Jaculus jaculus (lesser Egyptian jerboa)
Lineage: Eukaryota; Metazoa; Chordata; Mammalia; Rodentia; Dipodidae
Exons: 1
Coding region: 32-643 (203 amino acids)
Source: RefSeq, a predicted model, not a curated record